AUGGUCAAAGCUAUUAGGGUUCAUGAACUCGGUGGACCUGAGGUUCUGAAAUGGGAGGAAGUGGAAAUAGGAGAGCCAAAGGAAGGAGAGAUCAGGGUGAAGAAUAAGGCCAUUGGGCUUAACUUCAUCGAUGUAUACUAUCGCAAAGGAGUUUACAAGGCUGCCACAAUACCUUUUACACCAGGUAUGGAAGCAGUUGGUGUGGUGACUUCCGUGGGUCCUGGACUAACGGGCCGGAAUGUUGGAGAUCUCGUCGCUUAUGCUGGUAACCCAAUGGGUUCAUAUGCUGAAGAGCAGAUCCUUCCAGCAGAAAAAGUGGUGUCUGUUCCUUCCACUAUGGAUCCCGUUGUAGCUGCAGCUGUCAUUCUCAAAGGAAUGACAGCUCAAUUCCUCGUUCGUCGGUGUUUCAAGGUUGAACCUGGACACACAGUUCUUGUUCAUGCUGCAGCAGGUGGAGUUGGGUCUCUGUUGUGCCAGUGGGCAAAUGCCCUUGGUGCCACUGUCAUUGGAACUGUCUCAACCAAAGAAAAGGCAGCUCAAGCCAAAGAUGAUGGAUGCCAUCAUGUCAUAAUGUACAAGGAUGAGGAUUUUGUUACCCGUGUCAAUGAGAUAACAUCAGGCAAAGGAGUUGAUGUUGUCUAUGAUUCUGUUGGAAAGGACACCUUUCAGGGUUCUUUGGCAUGCUUAAAAAUCCGUGGAUACAUGGUAAGUUUUGGGCAGUCCUCUGGUACACCAGACCCACUGCCAUUGUCAGCACUUGCAGCAAAAUCGCUGUUCUUGACAAGGCCCCACCUCAUGCACUACAAUCUAACACGGGAAGAGCUGCUUGAAACUGCUGGAGAGCUAUUUGCGUGCAUCACAUCGGGGGUCUUACGGAUCCGUGUAAAUCGCACCUACCCCUUAUCUCAGGCGGCACAAGCGCAUGCUGAUCUUGAGGGUCGGAAAACAUCGGGAUCUGUUGUCCUGAUACCAGAUGGUGUUGACCAGUAAGUUCAUAAUCCCCAACUAGUCUUGUUUCCUCUGUUGUAGGAGUUGGGACAGUUGGAUAGCACAAACAUUCCAAUGAGUGCAAGCUGUAUUUGGUCUGGACCCAGUGUGUGAAAUGCACCACCCUAGUGUGUGAAAGCCGUUGUGCAAAAGAAAUAAAAAUCUUGUUGAUUGUAACAUUUUUUUUCCUUUUAAUUGGCUUGUCAUGGAUGUGAUUUUGUUUCUUCACUGGAUGCAUGAUUUUCCCCAGAUCUGUACAU
Molecule: messenger RNA, 1247 nt
Organism: Ilex paraguariensis (yerba mate)
Lineage: Eukaryota; Viridiplantae; Streptophyta; Magnoliopsida; Aquifoliales; Aquifoliaceae
Source: the annotation of a GenBank genome assembly